This is a messenger RNA of Anarrhichthys ocellatus (wolf-eel), 5847 nucleotides long. RefSeq names its product myosin-7. Bases 1 to 5832 code for a protein of 1943 amino acids. Gene Ontology annotation, molecular function: actin filament binding; ATP binding; microfilament motor activity. The record is from RefSeq and is a predicted model, not a curated record. Gene Ontology annotation, cellular component: myosin II complex; myosin filament; cytoplasm. Lineage: Eukaryota; Metazoa; Chordata; Actinopteri; Perciformes; Anarhichadidae. Gene Ontology annotation, biological process: adult heart development; sarcomere organization; cardiac muscle contraction. The transcript is spliced from 37 exons.
AUGGGCGAUGCCGCAAUGGCAGCGUUUGGGGCCGCUGCUUCUUUUCUUAGGAAGUCAGAUAUGGAGCGUCUAGAGGCCCAAACUCGUCAAUUUGACAUGAAGAAGGAGUGCUUCGUUCCUGACCCCGAGGUUGAGUUCGUCAAGGCAUCCAUCACGAGUCGGGACGGCGACAAAGUCACCGUUCAGACUGAGUUUGGAAAGACUGUCACAGUGAAGGAUUGUGAUGUCCACCCUCAGAACCCGCCAAAGUUUGAUAAAAUUGAAGACAUGGCGAUGUUCACCUUCCUCCAUGAGCCAGCUGUGCUGUUUAACCUCAAAGAGCGUUAUGCAGCGUGGAUGAUCUAUACCUACUCUGGACUCUUCUGUGUGACUGUCAACCCCUACAAGGGGCUGCCAGUCUACAACCAAGAGGUGGUUGUUGCCUAUAGAGGAAAGAAGAGGGCUGAAGCUCCUCCUCACAUCUUCUCCAUCUCUGACAAUGCAUACCAGUACAUGCUGUCAGACAGAGAAAACCAGUCUAUCCUUAUCACCGGAGAAUCCGGUGCUGGAAAGACUGUCAACACCAAGCGUGUCAUUCAGUACUUUGCCAGCAUUGCUGCCGCCCCGGGUGGGAAGAAAGAUCCAGCAGCUGAAAAGAAGGGAACCCUGGAGGAUCAAAUCAUUCAGGCCAACCCUGCUUUGGAGGCCUUUGGGAAUGCCAAGACUAUCAGGAAUGACAACUCUUCUAGAUUUGGUAAAUUCAUCAGAAUUCAUUUUGACAACCGAGGAAAGUUGGCCUCUGCUGAUAUUGAGACUUACCUUUUGGAAAAGUCUCGUGUGACCUACCAGCUCAAAGCUGAGAGGGAUUACCACAUCUUCUACCAGAUCCUGUCUCAGGCAAAGCCUGAACUUCUGGAAAUGUUGCUCAUCACCAACAACCCCUAUGACUACGCCUUCAUCUCCCAAGGAGAGACGACAGUAGCCUCCAUCAAUGACUCUGAGGAGCUGACAGCCACUGAUGAUGCCUUUGAUGUGCUGGGCUUCACUCAAGAAGAGAAGAAUAGUAUUUAUAAGCUGACUGGUGCCAUCAUGCAUUAUGGUAACAUGAAGUUCAAGCAGAAGCAGCGAGAAGAGCAGGCGGAGGCUGAUGGCACUGAAGUUGCUGACAAAAUUUCAUAUCUGAUGUGCCUGAACUCUGCCGACCUCAUCAAAGGUCUUUGUCACCCACGAGUCAAAGUAGGAAAUGAGUGGGUCACCAAGGGACAAAAUGUCGCUCAGGUGUCCUAUUCUGUUAGUGCACUGGCUAAAUCAGUGUAUGAGAAGAUGUUUAUGUGGAUGGUGGUGAGGAUCAACCAAUCCCUGGAGACCAAGCAGCCCCGCCAGUACUUCAUUGGUGUACUGGACAUUGCUGGAUUUGAGAUCUUUGAUUUCAACACCUUUGAGCAGAUGUGCAUCAACUUCACCAAUGAAAAGCUGCAACAGUUUUUCAACCACCACAUGUUUGUGCUGGAGCAGGAAGAGUACAAGAAAGAGGGCAUUGAAUGGACUUUCAUAGAUUUUGGUAUGGACUUGCAGGCCUGUAUUGACCUGAUUGAAAAGCCCAUGGGUAUCAUGUCCAUCCUUGAAGAGGAGUGCAUGUUCCCCAAAGCCUCUGAUGCCACCUUUAAAGCAAAGCUCUAUGACAACCAUCUGGGGAAAUCUGCCAACUUCCAGAAGCCCAGAAUUGUCAAAGGAAAACCAGAGGCUCAUUUCUCCCUGGUUCACUACGCUGGAACUGUUGAUUAUAAUAUCAACAACUGGCUGGUGAAGAACAAGGAUCCUCUGAACGAGACCGUUGUCGGACUCUUCCAGAAGUCUACCCUUAAGCUUUUGUCUACUCUUUUUGUUGGGUAUGCAGGAGCUGAUGCAGGUAUGUGGACACUCACUAAUUCUGGUGGGAAAGGGAAAGGUACAAAGAAGAAAGGUUCUUCCUUCCAAACUGUAUCAGCUUUGCACAGGGAGAACCUGAACAAGCUGAUGACCAACUUGAGGUCUACUCACCCUCACUUUGUCCGCUGCAUCAUCCCCAAUGAGACCAAGACUCCUGGGGCCAUGGAGAACCCUCUGGUGAUGCACCAGCUGCGCUGUAACGGCGUGCUGGAAGGCAUCAGGAUCUGCAGAAAGGGCUUCCCCAACAGGAUCCUCUAUGGAGAUUUCAAACAGAGAUACCGUAUUCUGAACCCUAAUGCCAUUCCUGAGGGACAGUUCAUCGACAACAAGAAGGCUGCCGAGAAACUGUUGGGUUCUCUGGAUAUUGACCACAGCCAGUACAAACUGGGGCACACCAAGGUGUUCUUCAAAGCCGGAUUGCUGGGUCUGCUAGAGGAGAUGCGUGAUGACCGUCUAGCACUAAUCAUCACUGGUAUCCAAGCCCGGGCCCGAGGCCUUCUGGCAAGAAUUGAGUUCCAGAAGAUCGUUGAACGCAGGGAUUCACUACUUGUGAUCCAGUGGAACAUCCGUGCCUUCAUGGGGGUCAAGAAUUGGCCCUGGAUGAAGAUGUACUUCAAGAUCAAACCUCUGCUGAAAUCAGCAGAGAGUGAGAAGGAGAUGGCCAACAUGAAGGAAGAGUUCACCAAACUAAAAGAGGCUUACGCAAAAUCUGAGGCCCGCAAGAAAGAACUUGAAGAAAAGAUGGUGACUCUUCUCCAAGAGAAGAACGACUUGCAGCUCCUAGUUCAAUCUGAGCAAGAUAAUCUGGGUGAUGCUGAGGAAAGAUGCGAGGGGCUUAUCAAGAGCAAGAUUCAGCUGGAGGCUAAAUCCAAAGAGCUGUCUGAGAGACUGGAGGAUGAGGAGGAGAUGAAUGCUGAACUAACUGCUAAGAAGAGGAAGCUGGAGGAUGAGUGCUCUGAGCUGAAGAAAGACAUUGAUGACUUGGAGUUGACUCUGGCUAAAGUGGAGAAAGAGAAGCACGCCACUGAGAACAAGGUGAAGAACCUGGUGGAAGAGAUGGCUGCUUUGGAUGAAAUCAUUGCCAAGUUGACCAAGGAAAAGAAAGCCUUACAGGAAGCUCAUCAGCAAACGCUGGAUGAUCUGCAGAGUGAAGAAGACAAAGUCAACACUCUGACCAAGGCCAAGGCUAAGCUGGAGCAGCAAGUGGAUGAUCUCGAAGGGUCCCUUGAGCAAGAGAAGAAAGUGCGUAUGGACCUUGAGAGAGCAAAGCGGAAGCUUGAGGGAGACCUAAAGUUAGCGCAAGAGAGUAUUAUGGACCUGGAAAAUGACAAGCAGCAAGUCGAGGAGAGGCUGAAAAAGAAAGAUUUUGAAAUCAGCCAACUCAAUGGUAAAAUAGAAGAUGAACAAUUGAUGAGUGCCCAGCUCCAAAAGAAAUUGAAGGAGUUACAGGCCCGCAUUGAGGAGCUGGAGGAAGAGCUGGAGGCAGAGCGAGCUGCCCGAGCCAAGGUGGAAAAGCAGAGAGCAGACUUAGCCAGAGAGCUGGAGGAGAUCAGUGAGAGGCUGGAGGAGGCCGGUGGAGCAACAUCUGUCCAGAUUGAGAUGAACAAGAAGAGAGAGGCCGAGUUCCAGAAACUCCGCAGAGACCUCGAAGAGGCCACUCUGCAGCAUGAAACCACUGCUGCCACACUCAGGAAGAAACAAGCCGACAGUGUGGCCGACCUGGGAGAGCAGAUUGACAACCUGCAGAGAGUCAAGCAGAAACUGGAGAAGGAGAAGAGUGAGUUCAGACUGGAGCUGGAUGACGUGGUCUCCAAUAUGGAACAUAUUGUAAAGGCUAAGAAUAAUUUGGAGAAAAUGUGCAGGUCUCUGGAGGACCAGAUGAAUGAAUACAAAACAAAGGCAGAAGAGGGACAGCGGUCCAUCAAUGACUUCACUAUGCAGAAAGCGAAGCUUCAAACUGAGAAUGGUGAACUUUCAAGGCGGCUUGAGGAAAAGGAUUCCCUGGUGUCUCAACUUACCAGAGGAAAACAGUCCUACACUCAACAAAUUGAAGACCUUAAAAGACAACUAGAGGAGGAAGUGAAGGCCAAGAAUGCUUUAGCCCAUGCAGUGCAGUCAGCUCGUCAUGACUGUGACCUCCUCAGGGAGCAGUAUGAGGAGGAGCAGGAGGCCAAGGCUGAACUGCAGCGCGGCAUGUCCAAGGCCAACUCUGAGGUGGCUCAGUGGAGAACUAAGUACGAAACUGAUGCCAUCCAGAGAACCGAGGAACUGGAGGAGGCCAAGAAGAAGCUGACUCAGCGUCUGCAGGAUGCUGAGGAGGCUGUUGAAGCAGUGAACGCUAAAUGUUCGUCUCUGGAGAAGACCAAACACAGGCUGCAGAAUGAGAUUGAAGAUCUCAUGGUGGAUGUGGAGAGGUCUAAUGCUGCUGCUGCUGCUCUGGACAAGAAGCAAAGAAACUUUGACAAGGUGUUGGCAGAAUGGAAACAGAAGUAUGAAGAGUCUCAGUGUGAGUUGGAGAGCUCUCAGAAGGAAGCCAGGUCUCUGAGCACUGAGCUCUUCAAACUCAAGAACUCAUAUGAAGAAUCUAUUGAACAUCUGGAGACCAUGAAGAGGGAGAACAAGAAUCUGCAGGAGGAAAUAUCUGACCUCACUGAGCAAAUUGGUGAGAGUGGAAAGAGUAUUCACGAGCUUGAGAAGAUUCGUAAACAGUUGGACCAAGAGAAGUGUGAGAUACAGACAGCCCUGGAGGAAGCAGAAGCCUCACUGGAGCAUGAGGAAGGGAAGAUUCUCAGAGCCCAGCUCGAGUUCAACCAGAUUAAGGCCGAUAUUGAGCGCAAGCUAGCCGAGAAAGAUGAAGAGAUGGAGCAAGCAAAGAGAAACCAACAGCGAAUUGUGGAUACUCUUCAGAGCUCUCUUGAGGCAGAGACUCGCAGCAGGAAUGAGGCUCUCCGUUUGAAGAAGAAGAUGGAGGGAGACCUCAAUGAGAUGGAGAUCCAGCUGAGCCAGGCCAACAGGCAGGCAGCUGAGGCCCAGAAACAACUUAGGGCUGUUAAUGCCCAUCUGAAGGAUGCUCAGCUCCAGCUUGAUGACUCUCUUCGAGCCAAUGAUGAUCUGAAGGAAAACAAUGCCAUGGUCGAGAGACGCAACAACUUGCUUCAGGCCGAAGUGGAGGAGCUCAGGGCUGCUCUGGAGCAAACUGAGAGAGGUCGCAAACUUGCUGAGCAAGAGCUGCUGGACGUUAGUGAAAGGGUGCAGCUACUGCACUCACAGAACACCAGCCUGAUAAACCAAAAGAAGAAGCUGGAAGCUGAUACAUCCCAGCUUCAGACAGAAGUAGAAGAUGCGGUGCAGGAGUGCAGAAAUGCUGAAGAGAAGGCCAAGAAGGCCAUUACUGAUGCUGCCAUGAUGGCAGAGGAGCUGAAGAAAGAGCAGGACACCAGCGCUCACCUGGAGCGCAUGAAGAAGAACAUGGAGCAAACCAUCAAAGACCUGCAGCACCGUCUGGAUGAAGCUGAACAGAUCGCCUUGAAGGGAGGCAAGAAGCAGUUGCAGAAGCUCGAGGCCAGGAUCAGAGAACUGGAGAGUGAAUUAGAGGCUGAACAAAGAAAGUCCAGUGAUUCUGUCAAGGGAAUACGAAAAUAUGAAAGACGAAUCAAAGAGUUGACCUAUCAGACAGAAGAGGACCGUAAGAAUCUUGUCCGUCUGCAAGAUCUGGUAGACAAGCUGCAGCUUAAGGUCAAAUCCUACAAGAGAGUUUCAGAGGAAGCUGAGGAACAGGCCAACAAUAAUCUUGGCAAGUUUCGUAAACUCCAACAUGAGUUUGAUGAAGCUGAAGAGAGAGCGGACAUCGCUGAGACUCAGGUCAACAAGCUACGGGUCAAGAGCCGAGAUGUGGGGUCAAAGAAAGGACACGACGAAGAAUGAAGCUCGUGGAAUGAA